Alternaria novae-zelandiae is the source of this 1764-nucleotide messenger RNA. RefSeq lists its product as uncharacterized. Gene Ontology annotation, cellular component: membrane. The transcript is spliced from 5 exons. Gene Ontology annotation, biological process: transmembrane transport; carbohydrate transport. NCBI's taxonomy places the organism in Eukaryota, Fungi, Ascomycota, Dothideomycetes, Pleosporales, Pleosporaceae. Gene Ontology annotation, molecular function: carbohydrate:proton symporter activity. The record is from RefSeq and is a predicted model, not a curated record. The coding region runs from base 1 to 1764 and encodes 587 amino acids.
AUGGGUUCCGAAAAGAUAGACGAGAAGCGCUCAGAACAUUCACCUGACACGCGCAUUGAUAACAUCAACUAUGAAAAUCCUUCCUCAUCAUCACAAGAUGCGAUCGAACAACAAAAGGCAGCAUCACAACCUUCCGGCGUCCUAGGUAUCUUCUCCAAGCUCGGUAAUCUGCCAGAAUGGCACGUUCCCGGCGCUGGUCUCCUCCAAGGGAAAGCGUUGAACAACGCCAUAGCAUGGUGCUCUUGUCUGGCAUUUCUCAUGUUCGGUUAUGACCAGGGAGUUUUGUCCGGCGUCCUCACUCUCGAUGGCAAUAUCCUAUCCGCAUGCGUCGCGGUGUAUCAGAUUGGAUGUUUCCUCGGCGCCGUUCUGAUUCUGUUCUACGGUGAGGUCUGGGGAAGGAAAAGCAGUAGCUUCUGGGGCAGCUUCAUCAUGAUUGUUGGAACAGUUCUCCAAGUGGUUGCGGGAGGUACUAGUGGUGGUGGAGUCGACGGGUACGCCCUACUGUCCAUUGGUCGUGUGGUCGGUGGCAUUGGCAACGGCAUGGUCACAGCGACCAUCCCGACCUGGCAAUCUGAAUGCGCGAAACCGGAGAAGCGUGGACGCUUGAUCAUCACAUCCGGAGCAGUCAUCGUCGCAGGCGUAAUGAUCUCGUACUGGGUAACUUACGGAUUCUACUUUCUGCCAUCGGGCGAGGUCUACAGCUCCGUGCGCUGGAGGUUUCCCAUUGUCUUCCAGUCUUUCUUCACUAUUCUCGUCAUGAUCGGUCUUUGCUUCCUGCCCGACUCGCCAAGAUGGCUCGUAAUGCGUGGCCGCCACACUGAAGCCCGACUCCUACUCGCUCGCCUCGCCGGUACAUCUGCGGACUCGGAAGAGGUCGAUACGGAGCUCACAAACAUAAAGGAUGCACUGGAAGCGCAAAGUAGGGAUGGCCCAUUCAAGAUGAAGGAGCUUCUGCACAACGGCCCCAGUCAGAACCUUCGGCGUACGCUAUUGGGAGUGGCAUCGCAGUUCUUCCAACAGAUCAGCGGUAUCAACCUCAUCACCUACUACGCAACCUACGUCUUCGAGAACUCACUUGGUUUUGGCCCCGACAUGUCCCGUCUCCUGUCCGCAUGCAACGGUACCGAAUACUUCCUCGCCGGACUAGUCGCAAUUCCAUUGAUCGAACGAGCUGGUCGUCGCAAACUCAUGCUCUUUGGUGCGUUCGGCAUGAUGGCUAGUAUGGCUAUCAUGAGCGGCAUGACGUCGACGGCCACCGAAAACGAAUUUGGUGCUCCGGUCUUAGAGCCUAAGUACGGCAUCACGGCUGUGGUGUUCAUGUUCGCCUUCAACACGUUCUUCGCGAUCGGUUGGCUAGGAAUGACAUGGCUCUACCCUGCCGAAAUCACCAACCUCCGCAUCCGCAUCCAAGCAAACGCGCUUUCUACGUGCUCUAACUGGAUAUCCAACUUUCUCAUCGUCAUGAUCACGCCCCCAGCGUUCGCGAAUCUGCAAUACAACACCUACACCAUGUUCGCGGUCUUCAAUGCCUGCCUCAUACCCAGCGUCUACUUCUUCUUUCCGGAGCCCAAGGGUCGCAGUCUGGAAGAGUUGGAUGUCAUCUUUGCGAGCGCGCAUCAUGAGGGCAUCAAUCCGGUCAAGCAAGCGAAGGAGAUGCCUAAGCUGAUGGGUAGGGAAUUGGACGUGGAGAUUGCGAGGUAUUUCGGUGGUGAUGUGGAGGAGGCGAGGCGGAGGAGUGUAACGAGUGCUGGAAUGAACGCGUGA